Messenger RNA from Vigna radiata var. radiata (mung bean), 1678 nucleotides. RefSeq names its product probable U3 small nucleolar RNA-associated protein 11. Gene Ontology annotation, cellular component: small-subunit processome; nucleolus. NCBI's taxonomy places the organism in Eukaryota, Viridiplantae, Streptophyta, Magnoliopsida, Fabales, Fabaceae. Bases 587 to 1276 code for a protein of 229 amino acids. Gene Ontology annotation, biological process: rRNA processing. The transcript has 9 exons. The record is from RefSeq and is a predicted model, not a curated record.
UUUUCUAAAGUCCCUGGCCCCGCAACAUUAUUCUUUUUGCGACUUAUUCCUAUCUUUUGAAUAAACACUUGAAGAGCUGGACAGCAACCGCAGCAUAGAAUCGAGGGCAGCGGCGAAGAAAAAUCAAGAAGUACUGUUGAUCAUGUUUGGUUAAGUGGAUCUUUUGGGCAAAGAUUUCACCCUUUAAUAAAGGAUAGUGAUAAUUCUUAUGGUAAAGGAAGCGGCUUUCCUGAGAAGUUGGGAAGACGAGAGUGGUGAGUGAGCGUGAGAAAUCAGAAGAGAGGGAAAGUGAUGGAGGUUGGAUUCUUAGGGGGACAUCCUGGGUGAAGGGAGGAUUGCUCCCUUGGUUGCUUACGAACAUAAUUUAGUGUAUAUUUUUGAAUCAUAUAGUAUGAGAAUAGAAUCUAAUAAGUGGAAUGCAGAAAGAAAGUAUGUGUGAAAAAAGAAAAAAAUUGUAGAUUAGGCCGGCCCAUUUAAACAGCAAGCUAAUAGGUUGUUAUUAUUAUUACCCGAAAAGAAAAGCAAAAACGCAGAAGCCAUCAUUUGCAGAGGAGAGUGAGUCGACCAAGAUAAUCCAAAACCAAACAUGUCCUCCCUCCGAAACGCCAUUCCCAGUCGUGCGCACAAAGAGCGUUCUCAACCGUCAGCGAGGAAAAAAUUCGGCUUGCUCGAAAAGCAUAAGGAUUAUGUCCAACGUGCUAAAGCAUUCCACAAGAAAGAGGAUACUUUACGAAAACUUAGGGAAAAAGCAGCUAAUAGGAAUGAAGAUGAGUUUUACUUCAAGAUGGUUAGAACAAAAACAGUUGAUGGAGUUCACAGACCAGAGAGUGAAGCAAAUAAGUACACUCAGGAAGAGCUUAUGCUUAUGAAGACGCAGGAUAUGGCUUACAUUCUUCAGAAGGUUCAGAGUGAGAGAAAGAAAAUCGAAAGGCUAACUGCCUCGCUACACUCUAUUGAUAAUCCACCUGCAAACAAACAUGUUUUCUUUGCUGAGGACAGGGAAGAGGCUAAAGAGUUACAAUCAAGAUAUUCAAAAAGUGAAAUUCCUCUUACUAUCGAUAAUAUUCUUACUGGCAUUAAGAGGAAAACAGAUAGGUCUUAUAAAGAGUUGGAAGCAAGAAAAGAUAGACUCAGCCAACUAGAGAAAAUCUACAUGGAUAUGGCAAUGAAGAAGGAGCUGCAGAAAAAUGGUAGGAAACGCAAACUAACUGAGGAUGAGAUUGUCUGUCCAACAAGUCAACCAGUGUACAAGUGGCGUGCUGAAAGAAAACGAUAAUUGAGUUCUUUUUGGUCUUUUUACUAUUUAGCAUAAUGAUUAAAUACUUGUGGGUUGGGUCCGAGUAGUCCAAUGAAGAAGGGGAUUUUACAUGUAGAGGGGAAGUAUCAACUUUUAUAGCCGCAGAAUAGAAAGUCAUAGAUUAAUACGAUUAAUUGGGAUCACCAUUGGUGCCAAUAAUUGUCGCUUUCUUUACAAUUCUUUUAUCAUGUAACCAUUUUGUUUACUCUUUUGAGUAUUCUUCUUUGAUGUUGUGGCGACUAAAUUUGUAAGUCUAGGAAUAGUGAGAUAUAUUAAAUUUUCAUGUUAUUGUGCAACUUUUCCAUGUAUCUGUCAUAGUACCUUGCUGUAAAUUCUCUAGACAUGGUUCCUGACAUAUGCAAAUAAAAUUUAGGUUUAAUA